Messenger RNA from Cylicocyclus nassatus, 429 nucleotides. The record is from the annotation of a GenBank genome assembly. NCBI's taxonomy places the organism in Eukaryota, Metazoa, Nematoda, Chromadorea, Rhabditida, Strongylidae.
UUUGUGCGCUGUAUAUAAGAGGAACAGUGACGAAUAUGGCACAAGCGGGACCGUUCAAUCGGGUUACGUCAGUCUCUCCACCACUGAAAGGUUCGUUCCCGCUUGACCAUGAAGGCACAUGCAAGCUAGAAAUGCUCAAGUACAUGUGCUGCCUUCACGAGAAGAAACAUCUAAACAGUGAAUGCCGAGAUGUAGCAAAAGCUUAUUUUCAAUGUCGGAUGGAUCAUGGGUUGAUGGAGAGAGAUGAGUGGGAUAAACUUGGUUAUGGUGAUAAAUAGCAAGUUUGCGGAAUUCAUUAGAGUUUCAUAAUUCCUACUUUUUUAUUUUUUCAAACUUUGGACUGAUUUGUAUUUCUCAUGUUUCCUUGCACAUUGGACCAUUGUACAGACUACAUAUGGGCUCUUUAGCUCAAUAAAUAUACAUUCCCGU